CCUAACCUAAACCUAGGGCCGGUCCUAGGUGCGGUAGUAGCUGGAAUUGGUAGAGUUUACUACCAGGUACUAGGUACUAGGUAGUACCCUAGGACCCCUAGGGCUGGAGGUAUAUGUACGUAGUAGGUACUGUACAUAGUUAACCUGGAAUGUUCUCAAUUUCAACUUCGAUUUUACUAGGUCACAGCACUUCUCACCAAGUACCUACUCAUACUCCAUACUUCCUUCAUACUGCUAUCAGAUAUCCCAUUCUUCACUCAGAAAUUACAAAGUGCCUCGACAGACUCAUAAAACAUAACACACAAUGUCCAUGAUCAGCGUAGUCAGCCUACCGCGCAUCACCGCGCCAAAACUGGCCGAGAUGCUCCUCGCCAGCAUCAAUCAGCCCUCUUCCGCAGACACAUCAUCCGUAGCGGUCGUGGAUGUACGAGACGACGACCACAUAGGCGGGCACAUCAAGUCGUCGCUGCACUUCCCCAGCACCAGCCUCGACGCCACGCUGCCCACGCUGCUGCGCCGCCUCGCGGACAAGGACGUCGUCGUCUUCCACUGCGCCCUCAGCCAGCAGCGCGGGCCCGCCGCCGCGCUGAGGUAUCUGCGCGAGAAGGCCGCCAAGGAGCAGGCAGAGGGCGAGAAGGCCGCCGUGAAGCAGGCAGGGGGCGAGGGGGGCGAGGAGAAGAAGAGCCAGCAGGUCUACGUCCUCGAUAAGGGCUUCGUCGGCUGGCAGGAGAUCUACGGCCCCGAUGAGAGGCUCACGGAGGCGUAUCGGAAGGAGCUGUGGGAGGAUGGGUGUUAGGUAGUUAGGGAUUGUUGUUGGGGUACUGAUCUAAAAAAGAAAUCACAGGUAGAUUUGAAGGGGAAGCAGGGGUGGGGGAGAAGAUGUGCGGCUGAGUGUGCAUGAUUGAUGAUUUUAUGCGUUGGUUCGUUCGUAAGACGAUCGACGCCUUUCCGACGAACGCUGGUAUUCAUUCAUAUGAUUGUUGCCCUGGGUUUCCUGCAGAAACGGAUCUUCAAAGUUAUGGAUGGAUGGUUUUCGGCCACAAAGCUACCUAAGCAUACACAAUAGACGUUAGAGCUUUAGAUGGGAUGGGGGGGGGCGCGGGUUUUCAGGCAGAUUUUCAAGAUCAAAUUACUCAUAGCGAACCAACCCUAGAGUAUUCGCCAAGUUUUCAAAGCUUAUUGGUUACCUACCUAGGUAGGUACCGUUAAAAACUUGGUUCUUGGACUAGGCAGGGCCUUGAUCUAGGGCAAUAUAUUGAUACCUACCUAAGGUAUAUGAA
Messenger RNA from Hypoxylon fragiforme, 1280 nucleotides. Its product is annotated as Rhodanese-like protein. NCBI's taxonomy places the organism in Eukaryota, Fungi, Ascomycota, Sordariomycetes, Xylariales, Hypoxylaceae. Gene Ontology annotation, molecular function: protein tyrosine phosphatase activity. The transcript has 2 exons. The record is from RefSeq and is a predicted model, not a curated record. Bases 305 to 796 code for a protein of 163 amino acids. Gene Ontology annotation, cellular component: nucleus; cytoplasm.